UUCAACAUUAACCUUGAGACCCCAAAGCUGAUAAUCUGAUGUUUUUACAUUACUUUGCCAGUGUCACUAAACACAAUGGUAAUUUUAAGAAUAGAACAUAAAUUAUUAGGCCACGUCAUUAAAAGGCUUUCCAGCAAUUCGGUGCGGAUUGUUGAAGUGGGACCUCGAGAUGGACUGCAGAACGAACCUACCCAAGUACCCACUGAAGUCAAGAUCGAUUUAAUAAACAGGCUAUCGGAAACUGGGCUUCAAACAAUAGAAGUAACAAGCUUUGUAAGUCCCAAAUGGGUACCACAAAUGAGCGACAACACCAAAGUGUACACAGGAAUUACAAAGAAAGAUAACAUAAGUUACCCAGUUUUAGUACCAAACGCAAAAGGAUUAGAAUCAGCUCUAUUGGCCAAAGUAAAAGAAAUAGCUGUGUUCGCAAGCGCCUCCGAAGGCUUCUCCAGAAAGAACACGAACUGCUCAACCGACGAAGCAAUAGAAAGAAUCAAAGUUGUGGUGGAGAAAGCCAAAGUAAACAAUCUCAAAGUAAGAGGCUAUGUGUCGUGUGUUGUGGGUUGCCCGUACGACGGUUACGUUAAGCCUUCCCAGGUUACCAAAGUUACCCAAGCCUUGCUUGAUUUAGGAUGUUAUGAAAUUUCACUAGGCGAUACAAUUGGCGUUGGGACUAAGAAAACUACGUCGGAAAUGCUCCAGGAUUUGCUCAAAGUCACUUCUACUGAUAAACUGGCCAUACAUUGUCACGAUACUUAUGGGCAAGCUUUAGUGAAUGUUUGUGUAGCUUUGGAUCAUGGAAUUAGAGUGGUGGAUUCUUCCGUUUCUGGAUUAGGAGGUUGUCCUUAUGCCAAAGGUGCCACGGGAAAUGUUGCCACUGAAGAUCUGGUUUAUAUGUUACAUGGCAUGGGAUUAGAAACUGGAGUCGACCUCAGGAAGCUAAUUGAUGCAGGAAAUUUCAUUACGCAAUAUAUUAAAAAGCAGAAUGCUUCAAAGGUUAAUAAUGCUUUAUACUCAAAAUACUUCAAAAAAGGAUAAUAAAGAU
This is a messenger RNA of Aethina tumida (small hive beetle), 1045 nucleotides long. Its product is annotated as hydroxymethylglutaryl-CoA lyase, mitochondrial. Gene Ontology annotation, molecular function: hydroxymethylglutaryl-CoA lyase activity. Lineage: Eukaryota; Metazoa; Arthropoda; Insecta; Coleoptera; Nitidulidae. The transcript is spliced from 5 exons. Bases 76 to 1038 code for a protein of 320 amino acids. Gene Ontology annotation, biological process: ketone body biosynthetic process; L-leucine catabolic process. The record is from RefSeq and is a predicted model, not a curated record.